Xyrauchen texanus (razorback sucker) is the source of this 2508-nucleotide messenger RNA. Its product is annotated as ras-related protein Rab-15-like. The record is from RefSeq and is a predicted model, not a curated record. The transcript has 7 exons. NCBI's taxonomy places the organism in Eukaryota, Metazoa, Chordata, Actinopteri, Cypriniformes, Catostomidae. Gene Ontology annotation, biological process: Rab protein signal transduction. Gene Ontology annotation, molecular function: GTPase activity; GTP binding. Bases 609 to 1289 code for a protein of 226 amino acids.
ACCACAGAUCUCAAUGUAGGCCUACUCAUAAACCGAAACUCCUUAUUCGAAAAACCAAUUGAAAUUCCUUAGUCUACCGAGUUCGCCUACAAAUUGACGUCACGGCUGAACGGCUCCAUACAUUUUUGCGUAUUUGAUCUAUUUUAGUUAAAAACAAAAACGAGAUCCACUAUGAAUUUAUGACUAAAAUGCUAAAUAUUGCACAUGUUAUUUCUUACCUUUCAAAUGUAUAUAUAAAACGUUUUAAAAACAAUCCUUAAUCUUAGGUAGUAAAAUAUUUGACAUUCAAAAUUCUCAACUAGCACUUGGAAGAUCAAAUUCAUAUUGGUAGAUAUCAUUAUAAAAAGCAUGAAACACUGGCAGCGUAAUCUCCACCCGUUUCAUGAGGUGUGAAGGAUGUCGGCGAAACGAAGAGAGCGCUUUGUAACCCACCGCCGCACCCAUCAGAUCAGCGUUAUUUCAGCACACGUCGCCGCUUGCUUUACCUAUACAGUUAUUCGAGGAUUCGGCACGGUCCGUUUGAUGGAAAAAGCAAGAAGAUGAUACUUUGAAGAGGGUAGACAUGGAAACCCGACGCUGAGUUAUUUUAAUUGUCACCAUUUGACACCAUGGCCAAACAGUAUGAUGUGCUGUUUAGACUCUUGCUUCUCGGAGACUCCGGUGUCGGAAAAACCUGCCUAUUGUGCAGAUUCACGGACAAUGAAUUUCAUCCCUCUCACAUUUCUACCAUCGGUGUCGAUUUCAAAAUGAAGACCUUAGAGAUAGACGGCAUUAAAGUACGAAUACAGAUAUGGGACACAGCAGGUCAGGAAAGAUAUCAGACCAUUACGAAGCAGUAUUACAGACGAGCACAGGGUAUCUUUCUGGUGUAUGACAUCACAAGCGAACGUUCAUUUCAGCACAUCAUGAAGUGGGCCAGUGAUGUGGAUGAGUAUGCCCCUGAGAAGGUGCAGAAGAUACUUGUCGGGAACAAAUCUGAUGAAGAACAGAAGAGACAAGUAGCUACAGAGCAGGGGAAUAAGCUCGCCAAGGCUUAUGGGAUGGACUUUUUUGAGACAAGUGCCUUUACCAACCACAACAUUACAGAGCUAUUUAGGUUGUUUAUUUCUUCUCCAUUUUUUCCUUAUCAGUCUUUUACCCGAUUGGCUGAAUUAGUCUUACAAGCCAAUAAGAAGGAUCUUGAUUUGUUGGGAAGUUCAAUCAAUGACGAGUUCAAUCUGGCUGCUUUGGAGGAGCAGGAAGGAUUGUGUAAUGCUGGCGACAACACACGUAAAUCCUGCUGGUGCUGAGGACAGGAAGAGACUUGACCGUACUUUCGGUUCAUUUUCAUAUUUAUGUUGCACUGUACAUGGAAUAUUGUUUUACUUAAGUCAAAAUUAUUAGUAAACUGUAUUUUGUUCCUUUAAUGGCUUAUAUCCUGUUCAUUUUGAUUAAUAUUAUUUCUUCUUAUACUUUAAUUUAUAAAUGGAAAGUGAAACAAUUAAGAAUACUUCUCUUGAAUCAGAAAGUACUUCCAAACUUUUUUUUUUCAGUUUGAAAAAAAAGAGGGCACUACAAUGCAAAUAUAUCAUUUAAAUGUAUUAAAAUAUCAUUUACAGUACAUAUUUACAGUACAAUACCACUCAGUCAGUCUUAUAUUUACUAAACAGAUUUAAAGCAAUGGAUCAUUUAAGUAUCAGGCAGCAUUGACAAUAUGCUUGAUUUUAUUGUUGUUGUAUGGCUGGAGCACCCAUGUUAACAUGUAUUAUUCCUUCUUGUGUUAUGUUAUGGAACUUAAUGGGAUUAUGUUCGAUUUCACUGACUUUCUGUAUAAUUCUCUGACUACUGAAAAGGACAGGGUAGACAUGCACUUACAUUACUUUGAAAGGAUGAUCUUUCAAAGUUAUAAAUCUAUUCUUGGGUGAUCAAUUGAUAAAGCUACACUUUCCUCACUAUAACAAGAUGAACAGCUUAUUGUCUGCAAAGGUACUGUAAAAAUGUCACUAAACAUGCUGCUUACCAGUUCUGGUGCACUGUGAUUGUAAAUUAAUGCAAAGGGUUUUAUCAUAUUACUCUUGAGAUCAUUACUGAAAAUCGUUAACAGAUAUACAAAAAUGUUGUCAUUUUUGUCUAUUAAUUGUACACCUCUCUCUCUCGCUCUCUCUCUCUUAUCAAUAUCCACCAUUUAGGUGAUACAAUUUGGAAUCAACUUUUUUCAACUUUCAACUUGAUCCUAAAAAUGAUUCUUGAAAUAUUGCAGUUUAACAUUCAUUAUAGUAACUGAUUCUCAUUGCUGAGAUUAAAGUAACUGAAGUUAGAUUUAUAUCCCACUUUAAUCAAUGUCUUUCUACUCUCAUUAAAUUGAAAUUAAGUGAAAUUUAUGCUGAUUGAACUGUUCUGAUCACUAAUAUGAGGUGUAUCACUGCAGUGGUAUUAGUUUGUUUUUCAUUUAACUCAAUGUAUAUUAUACUGUUGCAGUAAAUAUUUGUGCAGGUGAUAUUAUACUAUGUUGAUUUUAAUAAAUUUUGA